UACACAUUAUGUUCUUUAAACAGAGUAGCUUUAUUGACUCAUUACCGAUCGAACAUUUUGUUUAACCAUGCAGCAAGUACCUAGGUAACUCCACGUAUAGUUGUUCAAAAAUAUAGAAUAAUAGUAAUACCUAGAAAUUAAAGAAUAAUUUUAUGUUCAAAUUAUUUAUAGUAAUUGUGAGAAAUAUAAACUAUCGUAUCUUCAGAUGAAUACAUUACAUCUAUUUUGUUUCACAACUAUAUUUCUCUCUGUGAAAUCUAUUCCAGAUGAAAUUAAGUUAGAUAUUGAAAACAAAAUUUCAAUUACUAUACCACAUAAUUGUUGUGAAUAUAUCAAAUUAAUCAAGAUAGAUUCAAAAGUCAAAUGGUGCGAAGUAUGUUCAUGUGAUGAAGCUGAACCGGACAAGGUCAAUGCAUUUUAUUCUGCUUUAACUUGUAAGUUUGCCACAUGGACUUUAAACAAAAUAUAUCACGAGUGCAUUCAUAAGUAUCCAGAUUUUUAUUAUACCACUAAAUUUGAAAGACAUUAUAAAAAUUUCAUUGAAUUAUCAAACUUCAUAGAAAGGUUAAAAAUUGAUUUAAAAGAUAUCAAUGAAUACAUUAUACAAUUUAGAACAAUAAUAGACGAUUUUUUAAGAUUAAAUUCACAUGCAUCAUAUUAUAGUGACAAAACUAUUUUAAAAAUAUUUGUUUCAAUAGAAAUUAAAUUCGGGUUAAUAUUAACAGAAGGGAUUAAAAAAAAAACACAAAUUGAUAUUAUUCAAAUGGUUAUUGAAGAAAUUAUUGCAUUACAAAGUUUUUUGUCAAUAAAUUGUUCAAAUCAAUCGGCAAGUAGUAAGAACUCGAGAUUCUAUGAUUUUUGGUUAGAAUUUGAUGAUAUAAAAGAAGAAUACAAUAAAAAAAGUAAAUUUAUUUUGCAGACUGAUAUUUUUAACGUUAUCACUACCUUCGAAUCCUUAAAUUUGGAUAAAAAUAUAAAGAAAGCUGGAGACUGUAACGUUCAACAUAUUUUAUUAAAUAAUAUGAAAAUAAAAGAUGCGAAAGGUUCUUUCUUUGAAGAUAUAUCUAAUACACGGUUGCGAAUUUCAGGCAAUAUAAAUAAAUCAAUUUCCGAUAUGUUAGAUCUNAUAAACAUUGAACGCAAUGAAAAUGCUAACGAAAUAGACCUUCCAGUAUAUUUUGAGGACGGAUUUGACAUUUUAAGCAAAGUUGUUGACAUUUGUCCAAACGAUAAGACUGAUACUCAGUGUAUACAUUUACUCUCAAUUCUAAAAUCAUAUCACACAGAAUUGACGGAGGGGAUUGGACUGACACAUUUGAACUCAUAUUCGUGCGAUUUGAAUCAAGAUUUAGACAGCUCUACUAUUUAUUUACAAACGAUUUUAGAGUUUUUGAAAGUUAACAUUAACGAAUUAACAUGUUUCAAUAAAUAUUUCAAAUGGCUUCGUAAUGAACGCUAUGAUUAUUAUGUACCAUAUAUGGAUAAUAAAUAUCGAUUUCUUUACUUCGAACCCGAACACAAGAUUAAUAAAUUUUACAAAACGAACGAAGGAUGCGACUUUGUUUUGAAUAUUUACACGCUUUGUUAUCAAGUUGUCAUGUUUCUCAAUAAUGGCAUUGAUAAUUUAGACACAAAGAAAGACACAUUAUUUCUAACAAGAGCACAGAGAAUUAUUGAUAACAUCGUUAAAUGUUUUCUAACGAUUAUUACUUACAAUGAGCAAAUAUACGAUAGAGAUCUUAUUAAUAUGUCAUAUAACAUAACUAUUCUUUUAAUAAGCCAACGGGAUCGAAAAGCCAAGUAUGAUGAAACACUUUAUUACUCAAAGCGGAUUUUUAAUGUUGUUAUGAAUGAAUUGAAUACAUAUGGAAUAAAACAUUGUGAUAUAUCAAAACGCGAUUUUUUGUUAUUUAAUAAUAUCAAUUUUAUGGAAUUUGGUGUAGGUAAAUCACCUACAGAAAUGACAAUAAAUUUAUUUAAGAAAAGUUUUAAUAUUGCUAUCAGUCCGAAAUCGAUUGAUGAUAAAAAUUUAGAAUCCGACGAAUAUGGUCAUUUAAAUUUAAAUUUUUUACAUAGAAACUUUAUUAAAAAGUCGGGCAUUAUUAAUCAAUAUAAUUCUAAAAUCAUGAUAUACUGGAAAGGCAAAAAGUUAUCUUUCCUUAGUAUAAUUGGGAAUAUGAUGAAAUUUUGUAUUCAGCCUAAAUUUUUGUUUGCUUUUUAUGACAUGUAUUUUAAAUUUCAUAUUGCAGUUCUGUUUUGGGAAGUUAGAGACAUUAUAAAUAAAGAAAAGAAAUGGUUUACAAUAGAAAACCUUUUUGCGGAUUUAAGAUGUGUCCUGUCACAUUUGAAUGAUAGCAACUUUCCUUCUGAACUAUUACAUAUUGUCAAACAAAUACAAUUAGUAAUGUCUUUAAAAAUUGGAGAUGAAAUUGACCUUAACCAUCAGAAUAUAUACUUUUAUCGAUUAGGACAAAAAUCAAAUGAGAUUGAGGACAAAUUCAAGAAAUUAAACUUUGUAUUUGAAAAAAUGAACAAAACGCAAAAAAUUUUGCUAUUUGUUAAAAGUAAAGUUGGUAUGUGUAGUACUUCUAGAAUAGGUGCGAAUUCUUUAGACUCUGAAUUAAAAAAUGUCCAUAGGGUUUUAGAAUUAUUUUUCAAAUUUAGGUAUACAUUCUAAUGUUGAUAUUAUUGAUAAAUAAUGCUUUAUAUGAUAUAGAUGUAUUUUUAAAUUAUAUUCCUUAACCUUUUUUUUGUUGUAUUUUUUUCGUUAUAAGAAAUUUUUUUUCUUCUUGUUUUUGAUUUACUAAAUUAGACAUUAGUAGAAGUUAAUUUAUAGAUAAUAUAUAUCUUUUUUAUAAAUAAUAAUAAUAUUUAUAAACGUUAUUGCGACAAAAUAAAUCAACACAGUAAAUAUAUAUUAGUUAACAACGGAAUACAAUAUUGCAGCACCUACUAAAUAUAAGCUUGUGCUAGGGAAGCAUGUUCAUAAAUCUCUAAAAGUUCAUAAAACCGAAAAACAAUUAGUUGUUCAUAAUAUUAUUGUAUAAAAUGAGAUAAUUGAGUUUAUUUUAUGGAGAAUGCUAAACAUUUAAUUCCUUAUUUAAUAUAUGUUUUAAAAUAUUUUAAAUUUUCAUAUUGAAUAAUAUUAAUAUUUAAUAAAUAACAUAAAUCAAGACCGG
Cinara cedri is the source of this 3179-nucleotide messenger RNA. Lineage: Eukaryota; Metazoa; Arthropoda; Insecta; Hemiptera; Aphididae. The record is from the annotation of a GenBank genome assembly.